CCGCGCGAUGAAGCUGAAGAAAAGGCCGCGGCGAUGCACGCCGUCAACAGCGCGUCGCAGGUGCUGAAUGAUUUGAUGCGCGCGGGGUGGAAGCAGCCGCAAGGCAAAGUCACGAAGAAGACGACGGAGGGGGCGGCGGCGGCUUCGGCAGCGUUGAAGGCGCGGAAGGCGCUGGCGGCACUAAGGAAGGGGACGUCGAACAAGUUGGAGAUUGAGCGCGCUGCGGUGAAUGUGGUGGGGAAGUUGAUAGCGCUGGAGAUGUUCGACGAUGCUUUCACGAUCAUUGAGGAAAUUCAUCCUCAAUUAUGCGCCAUUCUCGACACGACAAGUCCGCCAGCAGCCGCUGGUGGCUUACAUCUACUUUCCCUGGAUAUCCCUCCGGAUAAUGCUCUGGACGACAACGUUAUAAUGCUCACGACAACCUACCUGCUUUAUGCACUCACCACCAUCUCGCGGCGCAUGUUUAAUGCCAAGAGCGCGACAAUAGCUGCGUUCUCACAAGCUCUCCACGCACAACCUACUCUGAUCGCCUGGCGAGCCGUGCUUCCAUCUUCACUAUCCAAACAUGCGGACUCGUUAUUGACGCGCGCGUACACCGCGCUCACCCGCGGCAUGGCCGGGAUCGAGAUGGACCCACUACCCGCGUUGGAGAUCCGCUGCUAUGCUUUGACAUGCCUGGCCCUCACCACACCCAACACCGUGGAUUCGUCAACUUUCUGGGGUCACGUCAACAAGUGCUUGCUGGAAUACGCCUCAAGAUGUACCACCGAGAAAGAUGGCUAUUCUGCGGAGUCGGUGCUCCCCCGGAUCGCUGCAAUCGUUAGCCAUGCAGAAGGCAGGCCGGACGCCAAUGAAUUCAUGAGCGGACCCAAGUAUCUCGGUUUCUGUGAGACCUGGACGUCGUUCGCAAGGAGGGCUGGCGACCUGUCUGCGCUCGAGCGCAUUUCGGCUUUGUUGCAUUCGUCAGAUAGUAGUGCCUCUGGGCCGACAACCGAUGCGAGCGAAGUCAAGGCCUCCAGUCAAGACGCGGCCUCCCUCUGCACGCGACUGGCGCAGUUGACGGUGUGCUUAGAGUCCUCUGUGCCACAAGCCGACCUCGCAGAUCGCAUACAGGAUACAAUAUCGCUCUUGCAGGCACCAUCUCUGGUACAAAUGCUCGCAGAAUCGCACCAGGACGAAACCGGGCGAGCGUAUCGUAAAGUUGACAAUGCGGUCUCUCGACUGCUGCAAAGCGCUCUCCGUAUCGCAGACGUGCCGACUCGUUCUGGACCGCCCAGCGACCUCGUAGCAGUCGUACGCUCGUUGCUUCGCGCUAUCGUCUCGGUCAUGGAGAUUGUCGUCGCUCGCAUACCAUCCGACACCCGCGGCGCGUUGAUUGCGCGCGUCCUAGAAACCCUCACCCUCCUCGCGCGUACGCAACUCGUCGUCUUGGACCCGCGUACCCACAUGGCCUCCCACGACUGCCUCGAGCGCGCCGCCAAGCUCAUACAAGCGCAAGAACCCGGUUCAGAAACAGCGAAGUACCUACGAUACCUAUCCGCGGCGCUUUACAACAUGGGCGCAACCUUGUUCAGCGCCUCGCAGCAUAGUGCAUGCAUCACGUUCCUGCGGGAUAGCUGUGAGCUCGGGCGGCAGGCGGUCGAGAUGCGCUCGGGCAACGAGGAGGCGGAUGAGGGGUGGCAGCAGCUGGAAGAGCAGCUGUACCGGCGGUGGGAGAUACUUGGCAUCUGUCAAUCGAAGGCUGGCAAUAGGAAGGCCGCGAGCGACGCGUUCAAGCAAGCCAUCAGCUCGUUUCCUUACGAUCGCUCAAGAUUGGCGGAGGUACUUGGUGGCACGACAGCUUCGGAGGCGUUUACGGCGUCUGACUCGCUCAAGCACCUGGCCGCGAUCGUGGACCGGGUGACCUACAUCGGUGCUUGCGAACUGCUCCUGCAACCGCAAACCGUGUCGCUGAGAGAUAUCGGGCUUUGCGACGCUGGUAUCGUUGGCGCUUUGUUGGAGCGCCAGAUCCAGAGCCUGGCAAGUUUGCGAUGGAAGGAGUCCGUUCGGGCGAUCGUGCGGCACCUCUUGCUCGAGCUGCUGGACGUUUACGAGGAGGCACUUAUGCCUCUACGUAGGAUACGGACUCUGUUGAUGUGUCUGGAGUUCAAGUAUCACUGCAACCCUGAGGAGGGCUUUGGGUUCAAGUCACCUUGGGACCUGAGUGUGGAGAUUCAAGGUCUGCUCGCGUCGGAGACGAUGGCGCGCGACGUUGGGCUCCUCACGUUCACUGCGCAAUACCGGGCCAUGACCCAUCUCUGGUUAGGUCUCCUCGCGCACCGCCGCGCCGACCCCGAGCAGAUCGACCUCCUGGUGUUCCACUCCGAAGAGGCCACCAAGAUCUUCCGCGCCUUCAUCUCUACACGAACCGCGGAGAACUCGCCGAAAUCGACGUCGAAGGCCGGAAGUGCAGCCAAGUCCUCCGCCACCAAGAGCGGCGGGUCCAGACGCAAAGUGACGACCUCGAGGAUUGCCACCCGCACGGUGCCGUCGAAGAAGAAGCCCGCGCCACCUCCUGUUAACCCGGUCACACCGAAGGCGAAGCCGUUGCAGGAGCUGUCGCUCAAUGUGAAGACACCGCCGAGGCCGGCGGCUAAUACGAAGUCGCAGCAUGCGCUAGUGUUUGAUGAUUUCGGAGGAUUGCUUGAUUUGCUACGCUUGUUGUGCUCGGUGCUCAACCUUCUGGGACUGACGUUGGUCAAGGUGCGAGUCCUGGACGUUGUGCGACGGCUUGCGGAGUUGAAGCUGGGUCCGUAUAGUGAUGACUACGCGAAUGCAACGACCGAGCUUGCUUUCGAAUACUUUCGCCUUGGCAAGUACACUCGUGCGAAGACGAUGUUCAAUCGCCUGCGCGAAAGUGCUACCAUGCUCUCGCCUGAGGUCAUGAUCAGUCUCUUGCUGCGGUAUGCUGGGGUUUUGGCAGAGUUGGAGGAUGUCGCAGCGAGUUCUGCAGCCUACUCAACGGCACUCGACCUAUCCCAGUCGCUACCCUCCGAAACGAAAGGGCUCCCGCCGCGGCAACUGAUGCAACAUCGCCUUGAUAGUCUGGAACGGGCGGCUUUGGCGUCCAGGGUCUUUUCAUUGAUACAGCUGUGCAGAAGUGAUGUACCUGCAGCCCUAGAUGGCCUGUUACGAAGCUUGCAACUCCUCAACCGUGCCAUGGAUGGAUUCAUGCGCUUCUACGCAGCCUCGAAGACGAAGCCCGUUGAAGAAGACAACCCGUUCCAAGUUGCGCAAGCAGACGACGCCGGCCCCCCAGGCCCCGACUCUUCCUCCAAAGCAUCGUCCUCGCGCAACUCGUCCUUGGGAAGCGACGGCUACCGCGUUGCAGAAGCGCAGCUCGACACAUUGUUUGCUCUGAGCGCGGCCUAUCUGUCUCGCGGAUCUGCCAGGGAGGCCGAGUACUUCAUCAUCCAGGCACUCGAUCUUUCGGAGUCGUUGAACGCACCGCCCAUGGUCAGCCGCGCCCUAGCGAAGAAGGGCGAGAUUCUGCUGCUGUUAGGCGAUCUCGAGAACAGUCACGACGCUCUUAUGCAAGCUACUCAACUUCUACCGACGAUCACCGGCGAUGACGCAGUUGACCUAAGGAGGCUGCAAGGCGACUAUACCCAGCGUUCGAACCAGGACGAGGGCGCGCUGCAGUUGUACGAAGAGGCUAUUGCCAUGCUGGAGGAGUUGAAUCAGACCUUCACCGCGUUGGACGGUGUUGCUUUCAGCUCCAGGAAAUCCUUGGAUGCGACACGUACUCCUCCGCAGGAAUCUGUCUUCCCUCAGCUUCUCUCUGCGAUCCUUGCACGGCAUUUGUGGCUUCUGCGGGACAAUGACCACGAUGGCUCUGAAGAAAUGAUGGACAAACUGCGUACGCUGUCCACCACGGCGUUGAGUAGCGCGGAGAUCACGGCUCUUGAGGGUCGCUUGGCGCUUCACGAGAUCUACUCGCGCUUCCGCUCAGACAUGUUCUUGAGCUCCAUCGCAGAGUCCACCAUCGCAGUGCCCAUGGGCAUGUCUUGCGACAAGCCGUUGCCCAUGUUGCCCUCGACACAGGACUUACUCAAGCUACUGCAGCAUGCAGAAGGCUUGUUCUGGUCGGACCUGAACUCCAUGAGCAAGAAGGGCACUGUCUCGCACGUUCGUGAGGCUGCCAUCUCGCUGGCCAUCGUUCGGGCGCUACAGACGUCGUUGGGAUUGGUCGAUGAGCAAGGCUCCGCCCUUGCUGGCCGUCUCCUCGAUACCUCGACUGCAGUCACCUUGAGGCGAGAAAUGCUGGAGGUCAUUGCGCAAAAGUUCCCUGAUUACGAUGCGUUCGACGACCUGCAGUGGCGUGAGGUGUCCAAGGAUGGAUCCGCCAAGGCUUUUGCGAAAGCCGCACCUACACGUAUGUUCGCCAACAUGUCUCUCGACGACGACAGCAUGAGCGACGACGAGGACAACGAGGAACGCGCGCUUCGUGAUUACUGGGCGCGAGUCAAAGCGCGGUAUGACGCUGCUGGCGUCAGUCCGGAGACGUCAGUCUUGUCGACGCAGAGUUUCCCAAGCAACUGGACCAUCGUCCAUAUUGCCGUCACUGAGGACAAGCGCACGUUAUUCCUCAGCCGGCAAGAGGGUGGCGAGCAGAGCGAACCCCUGGUCUUCUGCAUCCCGCUACAAGGUCGACGCGACAAUGACGAUGACGAGGAGUACCUCUCUUUCGACGACGCGCUGUCGGAGAUGGGCGAGAUUAUCCGCUUGAGCAACGAGUCGACGAAGAGCGCAGUCAACAUCAGGAACGAUCCCGAGGCUCGCCAGAACUGGUGGAAGGAGAGGGCUGGCCUAGACACACGAUUGAAGGAGCUACUGCAGAGCAUCGAAUUCUGCUGGCUUGGAGGAUUCAAGACCAUUCUAGGCUCUCGCCUCAAUCUCACGCCAGAGGCGAUCGACAACCUUCGCAAGUCGAUUGAUAAGGUCUUCGACGAGAACCUCCGCCUUCGCGACAAGAAGCCCAAAGGCAAGGCCCAUCGGAAGACCGCCUCACAGAGCCAGAACCUCCGGAACGUGCAGCUCGACGAUCACAUUGUCGAGCGCAUCGCCGCGCUCGGGCCCAAAUGCGCUGACGAAGAACUCGAGGACUUCGUCUACUUCAUCCUCGAUCUCUACCAAUUCCAUGGCGUGCAAGUGUCCAUCGCCGAGGUCGACAUCGUGCAAGUCAUCGUCGAUCUGCGCGCCGUGCUCGAGGAAGAGUCCACGCGCGCGCGCUUGCGGGACGCCGGGCGGACGCGCUCGAGGCAGGAGAUGUCGGAGGCGGCUGGGGGCGGGGAGCACCUCUUCCUCGUCCUCGACAAGAACGUGCAGGGCAUACCCUGGGAGAGCAUUCCCAUCCUGCGCGGGCGGAGCGUCAGUCGGAUCCCGAGCCUCGACUUCUUGAUCGACAGGGUGGAGAUGGCGAAGCUGAGGAGAGGCGGCGAGGGCGAGGCGGUCGAUCGUGCUGUCGUGGAUCCGCGGGAUGGGUACUAUGUUUUGAACCCCAGCGGCGACCUUGUCGGCACGGAGGGCCGCUUCAAGGACUGGGCGCAGCAGAUGAAGGGCGUCGGUUGGGAUGGAGUGAUUGGGCAACCGCCGAGCGAACAGCAACUCUUGAACGCGCUGCGGCAACGGGACCUUGUUGUGUACUUCGGCCACGGCGGCGCGGACAAGUACGCGCGCUCGCACAAGAUCCGGCAGCUCCCGCGGUGCGCGGCGACCAUGCUCUGGGGCUGCUCCUCCGGCUUCAUGAAGGACAUGGGCGACUUCGACCGCGUCGGGAUACCCAACAACUACAUGCUCGCGGGAUGCCCGACCCUCGUCGCCAACAUGUGGGACGUGACCGACCGCGACAUCGACAAGUUCACGCAGUCCGUGAUCGACAAGAUGAAGCUCGUGCCCAGCCACGCGAAGCGGUGGGACGCGAGCAGGCAGGGGAGCACGUCGGUCGUGGCUGCGGUGGCGCAGUCGCGGGAUGUGUGCAAGUUGAAGUAUCUAACGGGUGCGGCGCCGGUGGUAUAUGGGAUACCGUUUUAUCUAUAGAGAAGUUUGCGAGGAUUGUAUGGCAUCGGCAGUAUAUGCACACGUCUAUUGUGUUGAGGAAGCUGU
Molecule: messenger RNA, 6144 nt
Organism: Schizophyllum commune H4-8
Lineage: Eukaryota; Fungi; Basidiomycota; Agaricomycetes; Agaricales; Schizophyllaceae
Exons: 17
Coding region: 34-6078 (2014 amino acids)
Biological process (GO): meiotic chromosome separation; proteolysis
Cellular component (GO): cytoplasm; mitotic spindle; mitotic spindle pole body
Molecular function (GO): cysteine-type endopeptidase activity; protein binding
Source: RefSeq, a predicted model, not a curated record